UGCUCUAGAAACUCUCCCUCUCACUAUCAUCAGUCCAUUCCGUUGGCCAAUCACAUUGCGUAAGGGGCACAUUCUGCCUCUUGACGUCAGUCUCCUGUUUUCUCCGCCAAUCAGAGAUUGGACUGCUUCUGUACUUGACUCGUUCGGCCGUCUCGAGAUCAGGUAGACGGAAGGAGAGGCGCUAAGGGCUACCCCCACCCACACAAGUGAUCCAACAUGGAGGUUAACGGCACAGUGAACAUCCUGGGCUCUGCGUACAUGGCGGUGGAGUACGCGGACGCCAUGCUACCGGAGAACCCCUUCCAGCCCUCCCUGAAGCACGCCUGGACCUACAUGAUGGACAACUACACCAAGUUCCAGAUCGCCACCUGGGGUUCCCUGUUCGUCCACGAGUUCAUCUACUUCUCCUUCUGCCUCCCCGGAUUCCUCUUCCAGUUCCUCCCCUUCAUGCAGCGAUACAAGAUCCAGCAGGACAAGCCAGAGACUUGGGAGAAACAGUGGCGAUGCUUCAAGAUGCUUCUCUUCAACCACUUCUGCAUCCAGCUGCCCCUGAUCUGUGGAACGUACUACUUCACCGAAUUCUUCAACAUCCCGUACCACUGGGAUGCCAUGCCCCGUUGGCCCGUCCUUCUAGCCCAGUGUUUGGGUUGUGCUGUGGUCGAGGACACUUGGCACUACUUCCUUCACCGACUGCUGCACCACCGCAAGCUCUACAAGCACAUCCACAAGGUCCACCACGAGUUCACAGCUCCGUUCGGCAUGCAGGCUGAGUACGCCCACCCAGCUGAGACCCUGAUCCUGGGCUCCGGGUUCUUCAUCGGCAUCAUGCUCUUCUGUAACCACGUCAGCAUGCUGUGGGCCUGGGUGGCCUGCCGCCUGUUGGAGACCAUCGACGUGCACAGCGGCUACGAUGUCCCGAUGAACCCACUCCACCUGAUCCCGUUCUACGCCGGCACGCGCUUCCAUGACUUCCACCACAUGAACUUUGUGGGGAACUACGCCUCCACCUUCACCUGGUGGGACAAGCUGCUGAAGACUGACAGCCAGUUCAACAAGCACAUGCUGAGACAGGACGACAUCAAGAAGGGACAGUAGACCCCCUGAACCCAGUGUUCAGGAGACCCUGAAGUGACACACAUGGAACGCGAUUUAGCGCUGGUUUAAAUCUGCACUUUGUAACUUCUCUACUGGAGGUUUUUACUCCAUUCAAAAAUACCUGAACUAGAACUUUCCAUACACCUGUCAAUCCAUCCAGGGAAUUUUUCUCUAAAUCGUGAUGUUUGGGUUUGGGGUUUUAAUAAGGUGAUGUAAAAACAUUCUGGGGUUACCUGGCUGGAAGACAUGCUGGCAGAAUAAAUAAUUAAAGCAAUCAAUAAUUUGCAUUGCUUUACUUAGUAAAUUACUUGACUUUUCUGACUUCAUUCAGAAAAGGCAACAUUUUCAGAGGAGCUGAGAAGCAGAGCUACCACUCAAGGCCACUAGAGGCUGCUACAGGGAAAAUGUACAUAGUGCAGGUUUAAAUGCAGAUCAAGUGCUAUUCUUCUGCUGAGUCUGGCUGUGUUGACGACAUGUAGCUGGGUCUCUGUGCCUUUUUCUCACUCAAAAGAUUGAUGCUACACCUAUCUCACUUUAAUAAAAUACAACAAGCAUUGACUGUU
Molecule: messenger RNA, 1658 nt
Organism: Gadus morhua (Atlantic cod)
Lineage: Eukaryota; Metazoa; Chordata; Actinopteri; Gadiformes; Gadidae
Gene: msmo1
Product: methylsterol monooxygenase 1
Exons: 6
Coding region: 217-1095 (292 amino acids)
Biological process (GO): lipid biosynthetic process
Molecular function (GO): iron ion binding; oxidoreductase activity
Source: RefSeq, a predicted model, not a curated record